This is a messenger RNA of Phascolarctos cinereus (koala), 861 nucleotides long. RefSeq names its product nudix hydrolase 2 (gene NUDT2). Lineage: Eukaryota; Metazoa; Chordata; Mammalia; Diprotodontia; Phascolarctidae. The record is from RefSeq and is a predicted model, not a curated record. Gene Ontology annotation, molecular function: bis(5'-nucleosyl)-tetraphosphatase (asymmetrical) activity. Gene Ontology annotation, biological process: ATP biosynthetic process; AMP biosynthetic process.
GGUGAGAAAAUCUCGCGAUAGCGAUGUGCCGGGGACGAGAUGGGACAGUUGCGAAGUCUAUUGGGCCUUCCGGCUCUCAGCGAAACUUAUUGAUUGGUAGAGGAAGUGUCAGUUUCCCAUUAAAUUCCUCCCCACGUUGGCUGUCCUGGAGGUGGACCAUGUCUCUAAGAGCAUGUGGCUUUAUCAUUUUCCGAAGACCUUGCGUUCCCAAAGUGGACAACAAAGCUAUUGAGUUUCUCCUGCUUCAGACAUCAUAUGGAACACAUCACUGGACUCCUCCUAAAGGUCAUGUGGACCCAGGAGAGAGUGACUUAGAGACAGCUUUUAGGGAGACCCAGGAGGAAGCUGGCCUGGACGCCAGCCAGCUGAACAUCAUUGAAGGAUUCAAGAGUGAGCUGAACUAUGUAGUCAACAGCAAGCCCAAAACAGUUAUCUACUGGCUGGCCGAGGUGAAGGACUACAACGUGGAAAUUCGGCUUUGCGGGGAGCACCAGGCCUACCGCUGGCUGAACCUAGAGGAGGCCUGCAAGCUGGCUCAAUUUAAGAAUAUGGUGACAUGCCUCAGAGAAGGGCACCAAUUUCUUUGCUCCAACACACCUUGACCCCAGGAAAGAGAAGGUCUUUUGAGAUCCCCAAGACUCAGCCUACUGAGGUUCUCAGGUGUCUCUUCUGAGACCAAUCCCCACCCUGGUUAGAUUAUCCAGUCCUGCAGUAUAGGGAAGCUGAAGCAACCAAUGAAAUCAGGCUAAGCUUUUUAGGUCAGAGCAGAUGUCGUGGUAUUGAAAUGAAAGAGUGAUAUGGAAAUAUAUAAAGCCAAAUCUCUUUGCUCAUGUAUCUGAGGAAUAAACUGUUAGAAAUUCA